GUGACAGGCCCAGAUGAAUCCAAAACCAUUGACCUAGUUUCUUCUCUUCUUGGGUCUGGGCAGCUGAUCACUUUGACGAAGAAAAUGCUGCGAGCGGCAUCUGGAAUCUUUCCUCUCAUGGUGAGGACGGCAGUAGGCAGUCAUGUUAGGAAGCUUGUAUCUCGACCUGCUGCUCUGACGCUGGUACGUACCAUGACAGAAAAAGUGGAACAGUUGAAUGAAUUUCAAAAAUCAAAGCUGAAACGGAAAUUUUUCUUGUAUGAUAUAGAUGAUGAUGGUUUUGUGGAACGUGAAGACUAUGACAAUUACAUAGCGAAAAUCAAGGAAGCAUAUGAUCUCAGUGAUGACGACCCUCUUUUGAAAGCCUUUGAAGUGGAAUUUGAAUCCCACUGGCAGCAGAUGCUCAAUUUUAUGGAUGAAAAUGCAGAUGGACAGCUUUCGCUUGAGGAAUGGCUGCAUUACUAUCCAAACAUCACAGCCAACGUUCAUGCCAAAAACCAAGAUAAUUUGCCCACAUUUCUCCUUACCAUGGCAGACACCUUGUUUGACUUGAUGGACACCAAAAAGGAUGGUGUAAUUGAUGCUGAGGAAUACAGUGAAUUUUGGACCAAAUUUGAUAGAAGAUAUCCCGUGGAUGUGGCUACAGCUAAAGAGCACCUGGCACAUUUAACAGAGAAUGGGAAGUAUGACAUGGACAUCUACCACUACAGGGCUGUCUAUGCAGACUACACAUGGUCUGAUGACCCAGAUACUUUUGGGCGUUAUGCCUACGGACCUAUAGUACUAUAAUAGGAACUACAGUGUAGAAUACUUAACAAGUAUUUCAAAAAAAAAUUUAAGCUUGAAGUGAAAUUCAGGACGUACACAGCUGCUUUAUUACUCAGUUUGAAGAAAUAGACAAUGUUUUUGUGGUAAUGACCAAAACUGGUACAAACCACUUAAGAAUACACAGGUACACUAUUGUAUAAUAUUAUGUUGACUGGACAGUGCUUGCAAUGGUGAUGCCGAGAGACUUACUUACAUCUUCUCACAUAAAGAAGAUAAUUAUUUGCUGCAAAUGCCUCCCGAAGUAGAACACACACUAAAAGAAAGAACAGAAAGUGAAAAUAAGCAAAAAAAAAAAAAAAAAAA
Lingula anatina is the source of this 1131-nucleotide messenger RNA. Its product is annotated as sarcoplasmic calcium-binding proteins I, III, and IV. Gene Ontology annotation, molecular function: calcium ion binding. The record is from RefSeq and is a predicted model, not a curated record. NCBI's taxonomy places the organism in Eukaryota, Metazoa, Brachiopoda, Lingulata, Lingulida, Lingulidae.